GCAACGCCUCACUCUUGCCGAAUCGCCUACGAAACGGUGACCGACCGAUGAAAGGGUCAGCGGGCAGAAAAAUGUCGUGUGCGCUGCAUCUUGUUUCUGACAUCUUCAUGUCGCUCUGACAAACUCAACGACAACUGUUGCAGCCGUAUUCAGCGAUGCGCUACUUGAUGAUUUACCUAUAAUCCCAUCCAUCUGUAGUACCAUCAUCACCAAACCCCACCAACGAGCCUGCACGAAGCCCAGCGUCCUCGAACUUGAAACCUGCUAUUUCGGGAGCGAAUUCCUCAGUUUCGGCCUCAAAAAUGGCUUCAGUGAGCCCUCGAGGCUUGUCGCCACACCAGUCACCUUAUGCUGGCGAUUCAAACGGCGAGAGCGAUGAUUCCUGGCAAUAUGUUGACUGGUCGAGCGGCGCAUCAGCGACCGGAUCAGUGGGAUUCUUACCGAGCCCAGCAAGCGGCAGCCUGAACGGAUAUGCCAUUGUAGAAAACAUCAACACACCAUCACACUCACAUUCGUCGCUGUCACCAUUGCCAGCUCCAGAAUUUGAAACCAAUAACUUCAUUCCCCCAGUCACGACAGCCAUGGCACCUGAUACCUUCAACCUCAACACAUUUACACCUGGUGCCGAAUAUAUGCUACCAGGAAAUGAAAUGUUUAUGGCUCCCGCUCAGUACUUGCUCACGGGCAAUCAUAUGGAACCCCAGCAAUCGAAUCAGAACUCUGUACAAGACCCGUCGUCACUACUAAACUGGUCGCCGGUAGUCGACGACGCAGAUGGCUUACCAGGCAUGAACAGCUUUCAGCUGCAGAACUUCGUCGGCCAACAAUCAAUGGUAUCUAGCCCCCAGCUGAUCAACAAUCCUUCACAACACCAGCCGACGAUGGUUCAGUGGCACGCAAACCACAACGGAACGCUCUUUGAAUGCAACAAUAUCGAGAACUUCGCAAUGAACAGUAGCGAGCAUGGUAGCGGUAGCGUCAGCCCCAAAUCAUCAUCAUACAAGUCCGAAUCCGACAAGAUGUCUCCUACUCUUCCCCUGCGCAAGGUGCAAAGUGGCAAGAUCGAAAAGAAAAAGCACAGCCCUACGAUAGCUGAUAAGAAGGAUAACUUUUUGGUCGUGACUCCAAAUACCAUUACGCAACAAGCCGGGAAGGCCAAUCCCUUUGAGUGCUUUGAGGCUAUGCGGCCAACUCAAAAAGGACGCAAAGGACCGCUGGCACAUGCUAUCAAAGAGAGCGCCUUGCAGGUUCGACGGCUGGGGGCUUGCUUCUGUUGUCGAAGCAGAAAAGUCAAGUGUGACCAGGAGAGGCCGUGCCAGCAUUGCAAGCGGUUGAUGUCACACGUUCCUCAAGUGGUCUGUUGGCAGUUUCAAGAUUUUAUGACCAUCUUAUUUCCCGAGUUCAUGCGCAGCCAUUUGAAGAAGGAUGAGGUGACGAAGUUUCUAGGCGAAAACAUUGAAGGGUUUACCAUCAAUGGCGCUGCAUACCCAUGCAGUGUUCGACUCUUCUCUGGAUCUCGAUUCAAGAGCACUCUCGAUAUUGACGCCAACUUCUUUACAGCCAAGACCUGUGAUGUCCUACAGCAUUGGCAUCUACGGUUCGACCAGCAAGGCUCCAGUCUACAAUCCAACGGGUCCGCACCUAUCGGUCUAGACGGUGUAACAGGAGCUAAAAGGGAUGAUUUGAGGAAGAAAAUCAAAGCCUACGUUGAAAAUGUCACCAAAGAAGCAGAAUACGCCGAGCAAAUGACUGAAUCUUUGCGAACAACGGAGCUUCCGCGCAAAAUUCUGAAAAUAGUACAACGAUAUGCAAACAGAACGGAUUCUAUUAUGGUGAAGAAAGCACUGUCAAUUUACGCGAUGAAGUAUGUCAUGACUAGAGACUUGUGCCUCACUCAGGAUACAAUCACAAGCUUGCAAGGGUCUGGCCUUGUGCCCCAAAACAACCCCUGGGUUACACCACGAGUUCUUGCUCGUCAAGUAAAGGCCUUGAUUGACGAGCUUUGCAUGCGCGAGAUGCAGAAUAUCUUCGAGCUCUUUACAAAGGCUCUCAAGCCCAAGUAUAGGAAAGAUUGGGCUCCUAGUCUGGCAGCUUUCCUAGUACUUUGCUUAUACAUGGAGGCUGUCGAGACCAUGACAGACAAUUAUGUCCUUGCUCAGAACGACAUACAACGGCGCGACAACAAUACACCCAAGUUUCAGCGUUCGUUUGCACUGAAUGCCUGCAAGGAGGUUGAAAACAUGCCAUUUAAGCAGUUCGCCUACCAAUUCCACCAUAUUUACCAGACACAUUCAAAGGAUGCAUCUACAAAACCAUUUAACCCCAUCUUCGAUAAAACCUUUGCGGAGCAAGGCGAGCUUGAUCGCCCUGCUAUUGAGAUGGUGGACAGCCUCCGCGAGCUCUUCUACGGCGAUGAAUGGCAAGAUAUGCAGUAUCUCGUAGAAGACGAUCUGUUGUUGAACAGAGGCGAUAAACCUACGUGUCUGGAUACAUCCUAUAUUUACACAGGCAGACUCGUGUCCAAGUUCCUGUUCUCAUUUGUGGAUGAGAAUGCCAUCUUUGGAAGUAGCAUUUGAAACGUAUAGCGUUGUACAUUUUGUUGUAUAUAAGGCGAUGAAUAGAUUGUAUACAUGAUUCAUAGGUAAACAUGCAUAGAACAAAAGCCAUAUGAGUGCAGUUAUGUGCGUCCGAUUUUAGUCCUGAUACCACAUUAUUUAUCUAUGGCAGCAGGGUGGAGCGGACAGGUUGUCUAGACCUUUGAUUCAAUCUCCCACAAGAACGAUAUAUAAAAAGUUGACACGCAUGCGCAUUGGAAGCGCGCGGUGUAGGCAUAUUCGUGGGGUGUAGUACUUUCACUGCCGACAAUGGCAGAGUAGCAUUGGUUGGCGCAAGAUUCGAGAGAGCUCUGCGAAGAGAUGUCCUGUGCCCAGACGUACCUUUGCAAUCAAGCUCUGGAGUAUAAUGAAGCUAUGCGAUGAGGAGUCUAGUGCAUAACUCUCCAGAGCAAGAUUUUUACACCGCAACAUCCAUGGUGUGAAUUCGCGGAUCGCGUCGUUCGAUUUUCCCGCGUGCUU
Molecule: messenger RNA, 3074 nt
Organism: [Torrubiella] hemipterigena
Lineage: Eukaryota; Fungi; Ascomycota; Sordariomycetes; Hypocreales; Clavicipitaceae
Source: the annotation of a GenBank genome assembly